AUGGACGCAUCGCGCGCCCAGACCGCACGCGCUCGCAGACCCCUCGCCGACCCUUCCUCAACAGCCUCGGCCAAUGCCGCCUCGCCCUACCUGGACCACCACGGCGGCGACCACCACCAUGACCACGACGACGACGACGACGACGACGCAAAGGGACUAGCAAAGCGCCACGACCUGGCGCCGCUGCCCGCCUCGGCGCACGCCUACCGCGGCGACCUGGCCAUCGCCCUCGCCCUCCUCGCCGGCGCCCUCGCCCUCCGCUUCUACCGCAUCGACCACCCGGCCCAGGUCGUAUUCGACGAGGUCCACUUUGGCAAGUUUGCCGCCCACUACCUCAAGCGCGAGUACUACUUCGACGUCCACCCGCCCCUCGCAAAGCUCCUCAACGCCGCAGCCGGCUACCUCGCCGGCUUCGACGGCUCCUUUGAGUUUGACAACAUCGGCGACGACUACAUCGCCAACCGCGUCCCCUACGUCAGGAUGCGCGCGCUGCCCGCCGUCAUCGGCAGCCUCCAGGUGCCCCUCGUCUACGCCAUCAUGCGCCAGAGCGGCUACGCCCCCGCCAUCGGCGCCUUUUCCGCCUCGCUCCUCCUCCUCGACAACGCCCACAUCGCCCAGGACCGCCUCAUCCUCCUCGACGCCCCCCUCAUCCUCUUUAUGAUGCUCAGCCUCUACUCGUACAUCCGCUUCCACAAGCUGCGCUACAACGACUUCACCCGCCGCUGGUGGGCCUGGCUCACCGCAACGGGCGUCUCGCUCGCCCUCACCAUGAGCUGCAAGAUGGUCGGCCUCUUCACCUUCAUCACCGUCGGCGGCGCCGUCGUCGUCGACCUCUGGCGCAUCAUGGACAUCCGCCGCGGCCACUCGAUGCGCCACGUCGCCCGCCACUUUUGCGCACGCGCCCUCUGCCUCAUCGUGCUGCCCUUCUGCGUCUACCUCUUCUGGUUCUGGGUCCACUUUGCCAUCCUCGUCCGCAGCGGGCCCGGCGACACCUUUAUGAGCUCCGAGUUCCAGCAGACGCUCGUCGGCAACCCCAUGCUCAGCGAGGCGCGCGAGGUCCACUACUACGACCGCGUCAACAUGAUGCACAAGGCCACCCGCGCCUACCUCCACUCGCACCCGGAGCGGUGGCCCCUCAAGUACGACGACGGCCGCAUCUCGAGCCAGGGACAGCAGGUGACGGCCUACCCGCACAACGACACCAACAACGUCUGGCAGAUCCUGCCCACCAGGCCCAUCGACGACGAGUCGGACCCGAGCCAGCGCGCCGUGCGCCACAGGGACGUCAUCCGCCUCUUUCACGUCAACACCGACAGCUUCCUCAUGACCCACGACGUCGCAUCGCCCCUGACGGCCACCAACGAGGAGUUCACCACCACCCCCGCCAACGACACCAGCCAGUACGACAACACCCUCUUCGAGUUCCACCUCGACUCGGCCGUCGACGCCGACAGGGACUCGCCCGCCGCCACCUGGAAGAGCAAGAGCGGCUGGUUCCGCCUGAUCCACGUCGCCACCCGCGUCUGCAUGUGGACCCACCCGGAGCCGCUGCCCGAGUGGGCCUUCAAGCAGCAGGAGGUCAACGGCAACAAAAACGCCAUGGACAAGACGGGCCUCUGGUUCGUCGACGACGUCUGGCCCGAGCCCACCGCGCCCGACUACGACGAGCGCUCCCGGCCCGCGCCGCCGCGCGACGUCAUCCGCAUGCCGUUUUGGAAAAAGUGGCUCGAGCUCCAGAUCCAGAUGCUCCAGCAGAAUGCCGGCCUCACCCAGUCGCACCCCUACGCCACCGGCCCCAUCAACUGGCCCUUCCUGCUGCAGGGCAUCUCGUUCUGGACCCAGAACGAGGGCCAGAAGCAGAUCUACAUGACGGGCAACCUCGUCUCCUGGUGGGGCACCAUCCUCUCGAUCAGCGUCUUUUGCGGCAUCGUCGGCGCCGACCUCCUCGCCCGCCGCCGCGGCCUCUACCCGAUCCCCUCGGCCAUGCGCGGACGCCUGCACAACUCGGUCGGCUUCUUUGUCGGAGCCUGGGCCGCCCACUACCUGCCCUUUUUCCUCAUGAACCGCCAGCUCUUUAUCCACCACUACCUGCCCGCCCACGUCUGCGCCUGCCUCGUCGCCGGCGGCGUCGCCAACUUUGUCCUCACCGAGACCAUCGAGUUCCCCGUCUCGGAGCCGGGCCCGGGACUCGGCCGCCAGCGCUGGAGGCCCCGCAUGCGCACCCACGUCGAGGCGCCCGCCAAGGCCGUCAUGGCCGUCAUCGUCGUCGCCAUGGUCGUGUGCUUUGUCCACCUCUCGCCGCUCACCUACGGCACGCCCGGCCUGACGAGCGACGAGAUCCACCGCCGCAGGCUCCUCGGCAGCUGGACGCUCCACUUUGCAAAGUAG
Pseudozyma flocculosa PF-1 is the source of this 2388-nucleotide messenger RNA. RefSeq lists its product as uncharacterized. Gene Ontology annotation, biological process: protein O-linked glycosylation via mannose. Gene Ontology annotation, cellular component: endoplasmic reticulum; membrane. Gene Ontology annotation, molecular function: dolichyl-phosphate-mannose-protein mannosyltransferase activity. Lineage: Eukaryota; Fungi; Basidiomycota; Ustilaginomycetes; Ustilaginales; Ustilaginaceae. The record is from RefSeq and is a predicted model, not a curated record. The transcript has 2 exons. Bases 1 to 2388 code for a protein of 795 amino acids.